CGCAAUUAUACAUCAAUACAUUGUGGAUAAAUAUAUAAACGAGAAAAAAUGGGAAAUAUGAGAAGCUUAGUGAAGACGUUAAUGGUGGUUCUAUUUCUUGGAUGGAUUUUGGUUUGGAUUAUGAUUUCAACUAAUCUUUUUAAAAGCAAAUGGACCCCGAAACUCUCCAAGUAUCUCAAUACUACUUAUUUUGGCCCUCAAGGCACGAAUCUUGUGCUUCUCACGGUUCCCAUGAUGUUCAUUGCGGUUCUAAGUUGUGUUUAUUUGCAUAUCCAGAAGAAACCAACCCAACCUCAAAGAGAAUGGAAGCUAAAAAGGAUAAUGGGGAGGGUGAUUAUGGUGAUGAACCCAUUGGGGAUAGUGACAGCCACGGAGUUAACUUUUUCUCUAUUGUUUGUUGCUCUUUUGGCUUGGUCCCUCUACAAUUAUCUCUACCUUAGCUAUCACGUCCACCUUCAUAACGACGACAACGCAAAAAUAUGGCAGGCAAAGUUUAGGGCUUUCGGCCUGAGAAUAGGAUAUGUGGGCAACAUCUGUUGGGCCUUUUUGUUCUUCCCGGUGACAAGAGCCUCUACGAUUCUGCCACUUGUCGGGUUAACGUCAGAGUCAAGUAUAAAAUAUCACAUUUGGCUUGGACAUGUCUCAAAUUUUUGCUUCCUCGUUCACACAGUCGUUUUCCUUAUCUACUGGGCCAUGAUCAAUAAGUUGAUGGAGACGUUUGCAUGGAAUCCAACAUAUGUGCCUAAUCUGGCCGGAACAAUAGCGAUGGUGAUUGGAAUAGCGAUGUGGGUGACGAGUUUACCAUCCUUUAGACGAAAGAAGUUUGAGAUUUUCUUCUACACUCACCAUCUCUACGGUCUCUAUAUAGUCUUCUACGUAAUCCACGUGGGAGACUCGUGGUUCUGCAUGAUCUUGCCAAACAUCUUUCUCUUUUUUAUAGACCGAUACUUGAGAUUCUUACAAUCCACCAAGAGAUCCAGACUUGUGUCUGCUAGGAUCUUACCUUCAGACAACCUCGAACUCACUUUCUCCAAAACCCCAGGGCUACAUUAUACCCCAACAAGCAUAUUGUUUCUACAUGUGCCAAGCAUUUCGAAGAUUCAAUGGCAUCCAUUUACUAUAACUUCGAGCAGCAACUUAGAGAAAGAUACAUUAAGUGUUGUAAUCAGAAGACAGGGAAGUUGGACUCAAAAGCUUUACACACAUCUCUCUUCUUCCAUUGAUUCUCUCGAAGUUUCUACUGAGGGUCCGUAUGGCCCUAACUCUUUUGAUGUCUCAAGGCAUAACUCUCUAAUACUAGUGAGCGGUGGAAGCGGAAUUACACCCUUCAUUUCGGUUAUCAGAGAACUCAUAUCUCAGAGCCAAAACAAGAGCACAAAGCUACCAGAUGUUCUUCUUGUUUGUUCUUUUAAACAUUACCAUGAUCUUGCGUUUUUAGACCUAAUCUUCCCACUGGAUAUGUCAGCCUCUGACAUUUCUAGGCUGAAUCUCCGAAUUGAGGCCUAUAUUACAAGAGAAGACAAGAAGCCCGAGACAACUGAUGACCACAGACUUCUUCAAACAAAAUGGUUUAAACCGCAGCCUCUAGACUCUCCUAUCUCACCUGUUCUUGGACCAAACAACUUCCUCUGGCUCGGAGUUGUGAUCUUAUCAUCAUUCGUCAUGUUUCUCUUGCUCAUAGGGAUCGUCACACGUUACUAUAUAUACCCUGUUGACCAUAAUACAGGAUCCAUCUACAAUUUCUCAUAUAGAGGGCUUUGGGACAUGUUUCUAGGAAGUGCGUGCAUUUUCAUCUCUUCCAGUGUAGUUUUCUUAUGGCGCAAGAAACAGAACAAAGAAGGGGAUAAGGAGUUCAAGAAUCAGGUACAAAGCGUAGAGUUUCAGACACCCACUUCUUCUCCAGGUUCAUGGUUCCACGGCCACGAGAGAGAGCUCGAGAGUGUUCCCUAUCAAUCUAUAGUACAAGCCACUUCAGUCCACUUCGGCUCCAAACCUAAUCUGAAAAAGAUUCUACUUGAGGCUGAGGGUUCAGAAGACGUUGGGGUGAUGGUUUGCGGACCAAGAAAGAUGAGACAUGAAGUUGCAAAGAUAUGUUCAUCUGGUUUGGCUAAGAACCUUCACUUUGAGGCAAUUAGUUUCAACUGGUGAUGUAUUCCAUGUUCUAACUAUGUGUGUUUAUAUUCAUCGUAAUAACUUUUGAUGUUUUAGAUGGUUUGCUGUUUGAUUUUCUAUUUUUAAUACAAUUUAAAAUGGAAUGUUAAUGUAUAUGUUAUCCUGCACCUUCAUUAUUAUCAAUUUCUAAUCAUCAUUAAUCCUAUUGAGCCCAUUAUAGACUUA
Arabidopsis thaliana (thale cress) is the source of this 2337-nucleotide messenger RNA. It is a transcript of the gene FRO4, whose product is annotated as ferric reduction oxidase 4. Gene Ontology annotation, molecular function: ferric-chelate reductase (NADH) activity; oxidoreductase activity; ferric-chelate reductase activity. The transcript has 8 exons. Gene Ontology annotation, cellular component: membrane. Bases 49 to 2148 code for a protein of 699 amino acids. Lineage: Eukaryota; Viridiplantae; Streptophyta; Magnoliopsida; Brassicales; Brassicaceae. The record is from RefSeq and is marked reviewed.